Molecule: messenger RNA, 372 nt
Organism: Danaus chrysippus (African queen)
Lineage: Eukaryota; Metazoa; Arthropoda; Insecta; Lepidoptera; Nymphalidae
Source: the annotation of a GenBank genome assembly
AUGAAGAUUGCUUAUUUUAUCUGCUUCAUUGUCUUUGGAGUUUUUGCUGACGAUAAGUAUUACGAUAGUCGUUACGACUAUUACGACAUAGACUACUUUGUGCAAAAUCCCCGCCUGUUAAAAAAGUAUAUAGAUUGUUUUUUGGAUAAAGGGCCGUGCACACCGAUUGGACGAGUUUUUAAGCUUAUUUUACCAGAAAUAGUGAUAACUGCGUGUAAUAAAUGCUCACCAUCCCAAAAGAGAUUUGCUCACAGGACAUUUGAAGCUUUCCGAAAUAAAUUACCACAGAACUACGCUGAGCUGAGGAGAAAACUUGAUCCUCAAAAUAAACAUUUCAACACAUUCUUAAAGUCCAUAGCAACAAAUAGCUAA